Molecule: messenger RNA, 2319 nt
Organism: Archocentrus centrarchus (flier cichlid)
Lineage: Eukaryota; Metazoa; Chordata; Actinopteri; Cichliformes; Cichlidae
Product: cytochrome P450 2J2-like
Exons: 9
Coding region: 135-1631 (498 amino acids)
Biological process (GO): xenobiotic metabolic process
Cellular component (GO): cytoplasm; intracellular membrane-bounded organelle
Molecular function (GO): oxidoreductase activity, acting on paired donors, with incorporation or reduction of molecular oxygen, reduced flavin or flavoprotein as one donor, and incorporation of one atom of oxygen; iron ion binding; heme binding
Source: RefSeq, a predicted model, not a curated record
UACUGUUGCUUACUGCAUGCAUUUGGGACAGGGCUGCAUUGUAAUUAAGUGAGAUAUUCUAUCCGACCUCUGUUUUGUUGUGGUAGCGCAGUUAAAACUCUGAGUGAAUUAGUUCAGCAUAAACAAGUGAAGACAUGGAGGCAGUAUACAGUGUGAUCGGCUUGGAGUGGAUAGACACCAGAAGCAUUUUAAUAUUUUUGUGUGUUUUUCUGCUGUUGAUGGAUUUUCUGAAGAACAGAGUGCCGAAAAACUUUCCUCCUGGACCUUGGGCUCUUCCUUUCAUUGGUGACCUUCAUCGUGUCCAACCUUCGAAACUCCACCUGCAGUUCACAGAGUUUGCAGAGAAAUAUGGAAACAUUUUCAGUCUUCGAAUCUUUGGUGGAAGAGUUGUGGUCCUUAAUGGCUACAAGCUGUUCAAAGAAGCUCUGGUCCAACAGGGAGAAGACUUCACAUAUCGUCCCUCAGUGCCCUUGUUUGAUGUAUUAUUUGGGAAUAAAGGUCUUGUGAUGUCAAAUGGAUAUCAGUGGAAGCAACAGAGGAGAUUUGCUCUUCAUACACUCAGAAACUUUGGUCUAGGCAAGAAGACCCUGGAGUUAUCCAUCCAGCAGGAGUGCCAGUAUCUCACAGAAGCUUUUGCAGCUCAGCAAGGAAAGCUUUUUAAUGCCCAGCCAAUGAUAAACAACGCCGUGUCAAACAUCAUCUGCUGCUUGGUGUUUGGGAAUCGAUUUGAGUACGCCGAUGAGCAGUAUCAGUGUAUUCUUCAUAGCGUAAAUGAGUUAAUACACUUACAGGGAACCACGUGGGCACAGAUGUACAACACAAUGCCCUGGCUGAUGAAGUUGUUGCCUGGACCUCAUCAGAAGAUAUUCACUUUGACACAACAGAUAAUUGAUUUCAUAAAAAUGAAAAUCAGAGAACACGUAGAAAACUUUAACCCAGCAUCACCGAGAGAUUACAUUGAUGCUUUUCUCGUAGAAAUGGCAGAAAAGGAAGGCAGUGAUUCAGGUUUAGAUCACAGCACUUUGAGCGCAUGUACUGUGGACCUGUUUUUUGCUGGAACUGAAACUACUACCACUACUUUACACUGGGGACUACUUUACAUGAUCUACUACCCUGACAUACAAGAGAGAGUCCAGGCUGAGAUCGAUGCUGUGGUUGGUUCAUCCAGACAGCCCUCUAUGACUGACAGAGAAAACAUGCCCUAUACUGAUGCUGUUAUUCAUGAGAUACAGAGAAUGGCCAACAUCAUCCCCCUCAACGUGGCUCGUAUGGCAUCCAAGGACACUACAGUGGAUAAGUACACAAUCCCAAAGGGCACCAUGCUCCUGGCUACACUUCACUCAGUCCUACAUGAUGAGUCAAUGUGGGAAACUCCACACUCUUUUAAUCCUCAACACUUUCUGGACCAGGAUGGUAAAUUUCGAAAGAGAGAGGCCUUCCUUCCAUUUUCUGCAGGUAAGCGUGUGUGUCUUGGAGAACAGCUGGCCCGGAUGGAGUUAUUUUUGUUUUUCACCUCCAUCCUUCAAAGGUUUUCUCUCUCACCACCUGCUGGAGAGCAGCCCAGUCUGGAGUUUAGGCUGGGAGGCACACGUUGCCCCAAACCUUACCGCCUCUGUGCUGUAACACGUUGAUACAUCAGCUAUCACAAUUUGAAAACAUCUGUUUCUCAGCAUGAUAAAUCACUCUCUUUCAUUGCGUUGAUCAUGUAAUGCAUUUGUAAGCUUUAUAAAAGAGUAAGCUACACUUACUAGACGGACUCACUAAACUAGAUCCUAAAGGAGGAGUAAAGGUGAGAUGAAUUCAGACAACCGCUUGUAGUAACAUAAGUAAACAAAGCUGGCAUUUAUUCAAACAAUUGAAUAAAGUACAAGAAAUAAUGCUUUCUUUUUUUGUUUAUAACCUUUUUUUCAGUUUAGUCCUAGUAGUUCAGUUCUUACACUUUAUUUUCACUAUGUAUGUCCUUCAAAUUCCUCCUUUGUUUUUAGUCUUUAACUCAAGAAAAAUAAAAGAUCCAAAGUAGAUUAGAAAGGGGACCUGGGUCGUCCACGGCCCACCAGGAGCUCAGAAGGCCACACAUUCUGAUGGCAACCGUGUGCGCACCCCAGAGGAGGAAGGAGGGAGACCCCAGAGCGAACCCUCACGGUCAAUGGGCAAGAGCUCAGAGAGACAGAGACAAUGAGCAGCCCAUUUGGGAAUAUUUAUGCAUCCAUAGUUAGGCAGUAUAAAGUAGAAUAGUAUAUUAUUCUACUUUAUACCAAUGAGUACAAUUAGAACUUUUAUUUUUAAUAGAGUAUUUCUAAAAAAUAAAGGAAUAAAACU